This is a messenger RNA of Ornithodoros turicata, 2281 nucleotides long. Its product is annotated as cystinosin homolog. NCBI's taxonomy places the organism in Eukaryota, Metazoa, Arthropoda, Arachnida, Ixodida, Argasidae. The record is from RefSeq and is a predicted model, not a curated record. Gene Ontology annotation, molecular function: L-cystine transmembrane transporter activity. The transcript has 10 exons. Gene Ontology annotation, biological process: L-cystine transport. Gene Ontology annotation, cellular component: lysosomal membrane. The coding region runs from base 283 to 1398 and encodes 371 amino acids.
CAUCCAUUUAGGGGUUUUUAGCGACCAGCACCAUCGCUGUGGUCAUCGUCCUUUACGAAGUGCCGCGCCUAUAAAUGCACGGAGCAGUGCCUACCGUGGAUCUUCUAAGAGCCAGACCUGUCUCUCUGUCCUGUUACAUGCCUCGUUACAAGUCCUUUAUAGGAGUAGCAGAAUUUGUCAGAUCCACGUCCAAUCGUCAGGAGAGAAAAAUCAGCGGACAAGAGCAUCGCGCGACUUCAUUAACCAGCUUGUGAAGUGAGACCUUGGACCGACCCCUUUGGGAUGUUGCUGACGUUGCUGCUUCUGUUUGCCGCUCUCAGUGCGGGCGAUGCGCAGGUUCGUCUGUCUACCCAUAAAGUGGACAUAUUGCUCGGCGAACAAGGUGGCUUCAAUGUUUCCCUCAGCGAUGGGACGGGACGGACCGUCCCAGUUCACGUCUACCCCUGCGGCGACAUCCUGGCAUCACCCGAGAACGUCACCUUCUGGCUGACAGGAAACGAGACACGGUGGAUCAAUGUCUCGGCCAAUAGGGUCGGACACGCAGCCGUUGCUGUCACCUGUAUGCGUAUAGAGCGCUUCGUGGACGUGAAUGUGUCCAAGAUUCGCUGGUUGAACAUCAUCAAUGUGGUCUUCGGCUGGAUCUACUUUAUCGCCUGGUCCGUUUCGUUUUACCCUCAGAUGUACAUCAACUGGAAACGGAAGAGUGUGGUGGGACUGAACCUGGACUUCGUCUCCUUGAACGUGACGGGAUUCGCGGCCUACUCCGCUUUCAAUCUUGGACUGUUCUUCAGCAGUGCUGUUCAGGAGGAGUACCUGUCGGUGCAUAAGGCCGGAGGGAUCCCCGUCGAGGUGAACGACAUCGUCUUCAGUGUUCACGCUUUCUUGGCUGCCUCUUUCACGGCCAUUCAGUGCAUCAUCUACGAACGUCGGGACCAGACGGUGUCGUUGGCUGUGCGCUUAAUUCUUGGCGCCCUUUGGCUCACCAUCGUGGUCUUCCUACUGGUCACCGUGGCCGGCUUGAAUUCCGUCAACCCGUGGCUCACCUUCCUCGACUUCGUGUCCAGCAUCAAACUCGCAAUCACCUUCGUCAAGUACAUUCCGCAGGCAUACUUCAACUUCCGGAGGAAGUCCACCGUUGGCUGGAGCAUCGAAGGCAUAUUCCUGGAUUUUACGGGCGGCACUUUUAGCAUGCUCCAGAUGUUUGUCGUCGCCUACAACUUCGACGACUGGACGUCGUUCUUCGGCAAUGUGACCAAGUUCGGGCUCGGCGCCGUUAGUAUCGUAUUCGAUAUCAUAUUUGUGCUUCAGCACUAUGUCUUCUUUCGCCACAAGCCAAGUCCUCUUCUUGAAGACGUCCAAGACUCCGAGGACACCCAAGGCUCCGAAGCAGUCGCUUGAGGACCUGUUAUUCUACAGAUGCUACAUACUGCGUCUAAUCGAAUUCCCGACGACCACACGGUAUACCGGCGUCGUUUUCGUCCCAACCAAAGAGAAGUUGGAAGCCGACGAAGCUUGCUACUCUCUGUGACAAGCUCGUACUUCGGGGCAAUCCUUCCAUCAAAUCACUUCAUUCAGCUCAAGAGCUAUCCUCGAACUAUGACGUGACGGAAACCGCUGUUUUGGGAAACCGCGACAGUUUCCGUAGUGUUAAAAUCAUUCGACCUACAUAGAGUGGAGAGAGCAACGAAGUACUACGUGUACAGUGCCGUGCAUCGGAUGGACGACUUUUCUAUUGUCAUUUUUUUUUUACGGCCUGCACUUGAUCGAGGAAACUGUAACAGAAGCCAGUCAAGGAACAAUGUGGUUGUGCAAGGAUCAAACCCACACUGCUUCCAGUUUUCGUCUACUAUUUUAUGGCUGUAUUAGUCGUAAUGGUCGACGCACUGUAAUCAAAUUAGGAAGGUGGAGGUUCGAUCACUGUCUGUGCGGUGCAGAUUCACUCUUCCGUGUUGCAAUUGUGUCUACUGCCUCCAGAGUAAGAACUGUUUACGUAUCUGUUUUUUUUUUCUUUUUUUUCUGUGUGUUCUCACAUUUGACGGUUGGUAGGAUGGGACAGAAAAGAUGUGUUAUGCACAUCGUACAGUGACCAACUUCGUGCCUAUUCUUGUUCCUGCAUCUCAGCAUUACCGUCGGCUGUGUCCAACUGGAUGUUGUCCAAUAGGUGGGGUUUCGGUUGAAAUAUCGCCGGAUGCUAAAUUGUCUCAUAAGCUAAAAAUUGUUUAGUACAAAGUUUCGGAAGAGAAACAGAAACAAAGAAGCAGCCUGUCAUAGCUGCCUCGGA